Molecule: messenger RNA, 519 nt
Organism: Oldenlandia corymbosa var. corymbosa
Lineage: Eukaryota; Viridiplantae; Streptophyta; Magnoliopsida; Gentianales; Rubiaceae
Source: the annotation of a GenBank genome assembly
AUGGCUCAAAUCCUUCAAAAUUGUGCCCUCAUUUUCAUAGUUGCCUUGACAAUAACAUCAUUUCUUCCAUUUGGAUCUUCUGAUCUAAUCGAAACCACAUGCCAAAAGACCCCAAACGUCCAACUCUGCGACAAUAUUCUAAGGAAUGACCCAAAAAGCUCAAGUGCCAAUCUCGAUGGCCUUACACUCAUCAUCAUUAACUCACUCGCAUCCAAGUCAAAUUACACCCUCAAAAUGAUCGAUCAGAUGCUCAAAGACAGGCCAGAAUUAAAAUCCCCCUUGACUGAAUGCUGGAACCAUUACAAUGUCAUCAGUACAUUCUUCAUCCUUGAUGCUAUUGAGGCUGCAAAUAAUGGUGAUGUUCGGCUUGGUGAAGAGAGUAUGUAUGAAGUGAAAGAUUUUGCUGGUCAAUGUGAUGAUGAAUUUAAACCCAACCCUUCACCUUUUGUAAAUGUCCAUCAGAUGGUUUCUGACAUUGCUGAUGUCACUUCCUCUAUGUUCACCAUGAUGAGUAUGUAG